Molecule: messenger RNA, 614 nt
Organism: Aspergillus eucalypticola CBS 122712
Lineage: Eukaryota; Fungi; Ascomycota; Eurotiomycetes; Eurotiales; Aspergillaceae
Exons: 2
Source: RefSeq, a predicted model, not a curated record
CAGACUUUGAGAGUAUAUAAUAUUCCACAAUCUGACUGAUUACUGCGUGUGAAGCUGAGAGAGCAGUGGACGUGAAGUAAACGGAUGAAGGAGUCAAAGUGGAAGUGGAGAAGAGAUGGGCGGUGGAUCUUUGCUGCCUGAGCUGAUCGGCUCGGCUAACCCCAGAAGGGUCUAGUGGGUCCUGAGCUGGUCAGUGACGUUGAUGGCGCUUCUCUUUUCUGCCUCGACUUUUGGCUCAUCUCUGGUUCUUGGUCGAGCUUCGUUCCUGAUCCUUUCUUCUUCUCAAGUGAAAUACAAGAGUCGACUCUCAUCCUAAUAUUCUACAACUACAAAUUCUCAAACCCCAAAAGCACUUCACGAUGGCUGCCUCGUCCGUUUCCGCCGCUGUCAACUUCACCCUUCCUUCCUCCAGUUCUGGCUCUUCCAUUAAGCGACCUAUCAAGACAGUCUCUAAGCCUUGUUUUGGCUGCGACUGCGGAGAUGAAGAAUGCGAUUGUUGCGUUUGCACUGUGAUGUGAACCAACGCUCGCUAUUUUACUGGCCAUGUCUAUAACAUCCAAAUGGCCUGUGGGCUAUUUGCCCAAUCUGAUGAUACAUACGACUUUCAUUGGGCG